CCGAGACCCAGAUGACAGGAUGAAAUGGAGGAUCGCGAUUAAACGCAUCGACGAAGUGUCAAAGAAAGUGUGGGAGCCGGGAAAGUAUGACAUCGUUUGUCGGAAGCAUUUUCGGACGGAGGACUAUGUAGAGCACUCAACAUUGCUAGGUGAGAAAAAAAAUCUCAAAAAGGGAGCUGUGCCAUCUGUAUUUGGUUUUAGACCGGAGAGCAGUCCAUCUGCGAAGAGAAGGAGGACACGUGGACCUAGAAAAAGCUUGGACGAGGUUGACAUGAAUUUGAAUGACAUAGGGAACGAGGUAACUGUGGAGUCCAUAGAAACGUCAAAGCCUGAAACGCCAUCUGAUCCGGAUAGUUCUCGGUUACCGCCUGCAGACCACACUGUUCAAUGUAAAUUGUCUUCGGACAGGUAUUCUAUUGAAAAAUUCAUGUUCAAACCAAGAGCUGUUCAGUACUACACAAGUUUUGACAGUUGUGAUCAUUUCAUUCUAUUUUUCAAUAUCCUGGGACCAGCUGUUGAAAAAUUAGACUACAAAUGUAGUGUCUUAUCUCCCAAAAACCAGCUGUUCAUGACUUUAAUGAAGUUGAGACAAGGAAAAGAUGACAUGGAGCUUGCUAUUAUGUUUGAAGUCAGUCGGUCUGUUGUAGGUCAGAUUGUCAACACCUGGAUGAACUUUCUAUAUUUCCAGCUACAAGAGGUAAACACAUGGCCCUCAAAGGAAGUUAUACGUCAUACCAUGCCAGAAAAUUUUAACAAGCAAUUUCCAUCCACAAGGGUCAUACUUGAUGCAACAGAAAUUCCUAUCCAGAAGCCAUCAAAUGUAAAUGCCCAGAGUGCCAUCUUUUCAACUUACAAAAAUAAGAACACACUUAAAACCAUGAUUGGUUGUACGCCGCAUGGUGUGGUAUCUUACAUUAGCAGAAGCUAUGGGGGAUCAGCUAGUGACCGCCAAAUCAUUGAGAGAAGCAAGUUGUGUUCUGACACUUCCUCAUUUUUCCAAAGGAAAGACAGUAUAAUGGCCGACAGAGGCAUCAUGGUCCAGGACUUAUUUGCAACCAAGGAUGUGUAUGUGAACACACCUACCAUGCUCAAGGGGAAAUCUCAGCUCGAGCCAGAGGAAGUUGUUCAUGACAGGAGAAUUGCAUCAAAGCGAAUUCACAUUGAACGUGAAAUUGGUCUGGGUAAAACCUUCAAAAUGCUGAAAAGAGACUUACCACACAGUAAAAUUCUGAUGGGUGAAAGGAUUGCCUUCAUAUGUUUCAGUAUAAAUAACUUCAGAAAUUCAAUCGUGGGAUUGCUUGCAUAGAUAAAAAUGUCCAUCUUUUGUCAGAAGGGAGACUAGUUUGUUGCUGUGGUAAAGUAUUUACAAGGGUAUACAUCAUUUACAUGAAAGAGAAUUAACACUUUCUUUUGUCAUCAAUAAUUUAAUAUCACACUCACAGUACAUGUAUUUGAAAUUUUGGUAUUUUAAUAUGUACACAAUAAACAUGUCCUCUGUUGCUUAACGCAGCACUCAGCAAUAUUCCAGCUACAUGACGACGGUCUGUUAACAAGAGGCCCAUAGGGCCUGUAUCGCUCACCUGUAUAUUUACGCAA
This is a messenger RNA of Haliotis rufescens (red abalone), 1596 nucleotides long. RefSeq lists its product as uncharacterized. NCBI's taxonomy places the organism in Eukaryota, Metazoa, Mollusca, Gastropoda, Lepetellida, Haliotidae. The coding region runs from base 20 to 1306 and encodes 428 amino acids. The transcript is spliced from 2 exons. The record is from RefSeq and is a predicted model, not a curated record.